CAGUGCCUCGUCUGGCACCGCCAACACGAAGAAUCCUUGUUCGACCUUAGCCAAGAUUGUGUCCGCACUCGAACAAGCAGGAUCAUGGGAAGACGCGUUGUCGAUCUGCUUGAUUUAUCCGGAGUACACUGUCGAUAUUUUGGGGUACUCGGAGUUCGCUAAUUACGAUAGGGAAGGAAAAUUGUGGGACGACGAGGAACUUUUAGUGGUACGAGAAGGUGAAGACUCAACAAAAGGAGCUGAAGUCGAAGAACAAAAAGAAGCGACAACAACAAGCUCAACCACCUCGUCCAACUCCAAACUGAUCAAUGGCGUUCUCUAUAAUUCAGAUCCAGCGCAUCAUUCCAGAGUUUCCAGUUUUCCAGAUGCUGCUCGCAGACAGAAGGAAGCCGACACCACCCAUGUCCUCCUAGCUUUAGAAUCCGUGCAACUCUUGCCGACUUCGUGGAUUCUCCUAAAACGUGGCUUAAGCGACCCGAAGACACGGAAGAGAGCGAAGUUUCUAGUCGAAAGAAUCGUAGAUCCGAAGGAAUUUCAAUGGUUUUGGGCAGUGUUUGAUUCUCUAGAAGAAUUUGCUUCGCAUUGGGUCAAGCAAAAUUGGC
Amoebophrya sp. A25 is the source of this 602-nucleotide messenger RNA. The record is from the annotation of a GenBank genome assembly. NCBI's taxonomy places the organism in Eukaryota, Dinophyceae, Syndiniales, Amoebophryaceae.